This is a messenger RNA of Drosophila serrata, 2031 nucleotides long. RefSeq names its product NEDD8 ultimate buster 1. Gene Ontology annotation, molecular function: protein binding. Lineage: Eukaryota; Metazoa; Arthropoda; Insecta; Diptera; Drosophilidae. Gene Ontology annotation, biological process: regulation of ubiquitin-dependent protein catabolic process. The record is from RefSeq and is a predicted model, not a curated record.
UCUAGUAUAUCCAGGUAGGUAAACUCAUCUGAAAUCAAUGUAGUUAAAUUCAAAAUUGUCUGGUUAUCGGAAUCGAGAGACAGACUGACAGACCAUGACACAGAUAGACAAUACUUUUAUCAAGUUGCGAGCCCAAUUACGGGAGCGGGAUAUUAAGUUGUGGGAGGAGCCAUAUUAUCUCGACGGAGUGGGCAGCAUUGAGUCAGAGAUGGAUCGAUUGGCGGGCACUUUGAGCGGAGAUCUGGGAAUAAGUGUGUCCAACUGCCGGUGUGCCCUGACGGAAAUGCAGGAUAGUGCUCUAAGGAAAUUGGCAGCACGCAAGGAGUUCACUGAGACUGGUCUGGCCACCUUCAAUGUGAGGUGUGUGGACAGCAAAGGUGGCACUGCGCAAAUAGUAGAGGUCAAGUGCUCUCUGGGGGCCCCAGGAUCGGAACUACAGAAUGCGGUGUCAAAGAGAAUGGGAUUGACUGACCCGAGUCAUGUGAAGUGCAUUUCGGCAGGUCGCAUUAUCGAUGGACAGCGAACUCUGGCCGCUCAGGGUGUGAAGAACGGUCAGCAAUUGAUGAUAGUGGUGGGCAGUCAAGUGCAAGGCCAGGAGCUGCAUGAACGUAUCCAGAGGAUACGAGCGGAUGUGGAGGUGAUUGUGGAUGCCGAUCACCGGUUCAUGCAAAUGGAGGAUCAAAAUGGACGUCAGAUUUUUCUGCCGCCCAUCGAGAAUCGAUCCCUGCUCAUGGCCAUGAGCAUGUACGAGAAGGGCAGAGCUGCCAUUCAAAGGGAACAAUUCGAUGAGGCCUUACUCUUGCUCCUAGAAGCCGAUGAAUUGUUCUCCCAAUGCAACUCAAAAUUCCUGGAAGCGGUGGACAAUUAUGCCCUGCUUAACCUGGACAUUGUGUGGUGCUACCUUUGCCUGAAGAAUAUCACUCAAUUACCGGAUGCCCAGCGCCGCUUGGAGAUCUGUGAGAAGACCUUUCGCCUCAGCUAUGGUGAUCAGUUCGAUCGAUUGUACUCCAUCAAGGGAUCAAGUUGUCCGGAGCGAGCUCUUAUCAUGAGGCUACGCCUGUUGCAAGGUGUGGUUUUCUUUCACCAGAAUCGCCGAGAUGAGGCCUACGAAAGACUGGAGGAGGCUGGCAAAGCUUUGGACGAGCUAAAGGCCUCCGACGACCACAUUUCCCUCCUAGUCGAAAUGGGUUACGAUGAAUCGGAAGCCAGGCUAGCACUGAGGUCCUGUGGCGGCAAUGUGGACAGAGCCAUUCAGUUCAUCCAGGAACGCAGGGAGAAGAUAAGCGAAGAGCGGAAAACCUCGGCGCGUGUGAGCCAACUUAACCAGGAGCUGAAAGAGGGAAAUUCGAAUCGAGGAUGGAUAGAUCCUAGGGGCGUUGCGAGGCUAAUAGAAAUGGGCUAUGAGCGACGUUUGGUGGUGGAAGCCCUAAAGAGGACCAAGAAUAACAUAGACCGAAGUCUGGAUCUUCUGCAGAACCAUUCCGAAGAGCUGAGAGCCAAUUUGCCACCAGCUCUUGCUGUAGAUGAAACGUUACUGUCUACCCUCCAGCAACUUGGGUUCCAGGCCCCGUCCGCUCGAGUUGCUUUGGAAACCACUGAAAAUGAUUUUCCAAAGGCCGUUGAGUAUCUGCUGAAAAGCUUUGCUAGCAAAAGCGAACUAGUGGGUGUGAUCCGAGCUAUGACAAGAAUACUGGAGGAAAAUGGUCCCUCAGGAUCGAAUAGGGCUACCAACAACAAUGACCCCUCUCUCUUUGCCAACUUUUCCGGCAGUAAGUUAACCCUCAUCCAAAGGGCUCUCAGUCAGGCCAAAUCGGAGAUGGAAACAUAUACUGCCUUCAAGAGAUUUAACGAGGAUCUCUCUGAUAACAAUCCCGACUAUUUGGAUUUGCCGCUGAUUCAGGAGGAGCAAAUCCUCAUAGAGUACAGGCAAUUGUUGGAGCGUUAAUGACGGUAUUUUUUAUUUAAAGCCUGUACAAAAAUUUAAGAUUAUCCCAUAGAAGUAGAAUUAUCUAAAUGUAUGAGAACACGAUA